Camellia sinensis is the source of this 600-nucleotide messenger RNA. The record is from RefSeq and is a predicted model, not a curated record. Lineage: Eukaryota; Viridiplantae; Streptophyta; Magnoliopsida; Ericales; Theaceae.
AUGUCAUCCUCUAGUAACUAUGCUUCCAGUGCAGAGACCUUGGAUUUGAGGUACGAGGCUGUGAAAUGUGAGCGUGGUGUAAGAGCUGCCAUAAGGGUAACCGAAUCUGAGAAGCCAUCAAAAGGAAGACUAAUGAGUACCCAAGAGGAAACACAAUCUGAAAAUAGGAAGAAUAAGGCAAAAUCCUCUCAAGUACCAUCUGUUAAGGCUCAUUGGGAUGCAAAAUCAAAUGAAAUCUUUAUUAAGCUUUGUGUUGAGCAAGUGAAGGUCGGACACAGACCUGGAACACACUUAGAUAGGGUCGGGUGGGAAAAUGUCAUAACUACGUUUAAAACUAUGACUGGAAAAGCAUACCAACGAAUACAAAUGAAAAACCAUUGGGAUGUGUUGAAAAAAGAUUGGCUUUUGUGGAACAAUUUGUUAAGGGGUGAGACAGGCUUAGGUCGUGAUACAUUGGCUGGAGCUAUAUCUGCAUCUGAUGAGUGGUGGACCAAGAAAUUGGAGAGGUAUCCUAAUGCUGCUAAAUUCCGGCGUAUGCCAUUGCAAUUUAGUGAAGCCUUAGACAUACUAUUCUUAGAUGCAGCUAUUACAGGAGAAUGA